AUGCCAAUGGGCUCCGAUGGUGCCCAGACGAUCAUGAUCCAGGUUCCUGGCGUGGCCACAGCCACGGCGUACCCUAACCCUAACCCUAACCCUAACCCUAACCCUAACCCUAACCCUAACCCUAACCCUAACCCUAACCCUAACCCUAACGCCCGAUACCAGUGA
This is a messenger RNA of Colletotrichum paranaense, 165 nucleotides long. RefSeq lists its product as uncharacterized. The transcript has a single exon. Lineage: Eukaryota; Fungi; Ascomycota; Sordariomycetes; Glomerellales; Glomerellaceae. Bases 1 to 165 code for a protein of 54 amino acids. The record is from RefSeq and is a predicted model, not a curated record.